AUGGCGCAAAAAAACGCAUUUGAGGCCUUUGCAAACGCGCUCCUGCACAGCGUUUCACCAUUUAUGCUGCCGCUACGGGAGCGGUGCAAGACCUCGCUUCCACACAUUAAGGUUGACCAACGCUUUGGGAAGAGCGGACAGCCACAGACGGCCGUGGCGCAGUUUGUCGUAGCUCCUCUGGUGACGAAUUACAGGCCGCGACACUUUCACGAUCUUACCCCUGGCGACUUGAUGGAGUUCCACUACGACUUUGCCCAAGUUAUAAAACAACUUAAAUCCGCAAGUGACAUACUGUUUGGCUAUGGUCCGGUGUGGAAACGCUAUGCGGUGCCCUACUGCUACGUGAGCUGCAAGGACUACAGGCAGGAGGUGUUAAACUUGUGCCCAGACGAGGUUCCCAACAUGCGUGUGGAGGCCAUCUAUGAAGAUGAUAUAGUGAAGGACAUCACAGACGUGGUGCUGGCCGUGGAGGAGCUGGAGCCGUUGCAGUCUAUGUCGAUUGCGCAGGCAAUGAGUCGCCGCGUAAACUUGGCCCCCCUCUUCGACGCAUUUGACACCAUCUUUAAACCCAUCGAAAACUACCGCAUCAUCAUCCGUGACCUGCAUCGCGCCCCGUCCACCUAUCUGAUUCAGGCCUCGCAUCACGAGAUACAACAGAAGCCCUCACCGCUUGUGCUCUACAACGACCCCAAUCUGUGGUACGAGCUUCCUGUGGUUAGCCGCAUACGAGUCGAGGAGAAAACGACGGAAGAGGCUGCUCAGCACCCUGCGGCGGACACCGCAGCCACUGCAGCCUCCGCAAAGGCCGCGGGGGGGGAAUCCAAAGCCGGCGCGACUUCCAGAAAUGACCGCGGACUACCAGCUGAGCGCGGCUCACACGGUAAACGCUCCAGCCCGGGUGAAAUGUACCCAUUGGCGGUGGUGGUGCCCGUGGUGGGGAGCGUCCUUUGCGUGCUUCUGACGGCCUGCAUCUUGUGGCGGCGCAGGUCCACUGCGUAG
Trypanosoma conorhini is the source of this 999-nucleotide messenger RNA. RefSeq names its product putative transmembrane transport protein. The record is from RefSeq and is a predicted model, not a curated record. Lineage: Eukaryota; Euglenozoa; Kinetoplastea; Trypanosomatida; Trypanosomatidae. The transcript has a single exon. Bases 1 to 999 code for a protein of 332 amino acids.